CUAAAUGACUAAAAUGUAAAUGUAUACGGCGUUUGCAGGAGUAAUAUCCAGGGGGAGUGGCCAAAACAACAGCAGAAUAACUAGGCAACUGGCAGGUACAGCACUCAGAGGAAUUGAGUUCCUCUAAGUGACACCCCUUCAUUCACAUGCAACUAUAUUUUCUGGAAAAUCAACAAAAUAAUGUAAAGUAGGCCUAAUGCUUUUUUACAUUACUGACAAUGAUUAUGAAACUCGUCCAGAACGUUGUGUCAUCAUAGGUUGAAUGACCUGGUGCUCUCUACUCAGUCAUUUCUCCUGUGGCUGUUGCAAAGGAGAACCAGAUGUCCUAAACCAAGAUUGAAGCCUCCCACAUUUUUGGGGAUUUAGUACCUGUACAACCAAUCAGCCAUGGGAGUCUGUCCUGCUGUGUCCAGGUACUUCCGGAGGUGCAAAUAUAUGAUACUGUUGCUACUCUCGGUCUCCGUUUUGGCUUGGAUCGCCACUUUUGCCGGUGAAACAGUGAAAGCAAAUCAGGAUACCCAUAGGUCAGCACAGACACUUGAGGAUAAUGCUGAGGUCCUGAGGGGGGGCAAGCAAUACUCCAGCAGAUCAGUGACGCAAGUCUUCUCCAAUCCUCUCCCUGAUACCCCACCACCAAAAAAAAGCUGUCCUGAGAAAUCACCACUGCUUCAGGGAGCCCUGAAGCUCACAUUCGAGGACUCUCUAACGCUGAAGGAGGUGGAGCGUGAGAACAGUGGAGUGGCUGUGGGCCAAUACCAGCCUCCAGACUGCCUCGCCCAGCAGAGUGUGGCCAUCCUCAUCCCUCACCGUAACCGGGAGAAACACCUCCUCUACCUCCUGCAUCACCUUCACCCCUUCCUCCAGAGGCAGCAGCUGCACUAUGGCAUCUAUGUCAUCCACCAGGCUGGAGAGGUGACGUUUAAUCGUGCCAAGCUACUUAAUGUGGGGUACUUGGAGGCACUCAAGGACUACGAUUGGGAUUGCUUCGUUUUUCAUGAUGUGGAUCUGGUUCCAGAGAACGACAACAACCUAUACAAGUGUGACCAACAGCCUAAACACUUAGUGGUCGGCAGGAACGCCACAGGAUACAAAUUGCGAUACAAAGGAUACUUUGGAGGGGUGACGGCCAUGACGAAGGACCAGUUUCACAAAGUGAAUGGAUUUUCAAACACUUACUGGGGAUGGGGUGGGGAGGAUGAUGACCUUCGCAUCAGGGUGGAGCUCCAGAAAAUGAAGAUUAUACGGCCACCCCCUCUUAUAGCACGCUAUACCAUGGUAUUUCAUAAAAGAGAUAGCGGAAACGAAAUUAAUAAAGACCGGAUGCUCUUGCUAGGACGAACACCUCAAGUCUGGAGAACAGAUGGCCUUAACACCUGUUCCUACAGUACUCUCUCAGUUGAGAGGCCUCUUCUGUACAUUAAUGUCACAGUGGACAUUGGCAAACCACUGCACUGAGGCUUCAGAGCAUCUGUCUUUCUUUACUGUAUUGAAUACAGUAAUUGUGAUCUGGUAUGUCCAUGCCUACAUGUUAUGUACCUGACCUUGCUGUGACUUGAUUGUUUCAACAAGUAUUUGCAUUCUCAUAGAGCAUGUUGUCAUAUUUUUUAUUGUAAAGAAUCCUGGAUUUGGUCAUUUCUUAAAAUCUCUGGUUGUCAAAUAAAAAUGGGAACCAAGAGUUGCUCUCAAAUCACUCCUACAUGAAUUGAUGAAUGUAGAAGGUAACAUUGGGGAACAAGGGACAACAUGGGACACAUUUUCAUAUAUGAAUCAUUCUCACAUUUGUGAAAGUAUGCUACAUGGAAAUGGAAAUUAAUUGGAAUUUUUAUGAAAUCUUGUUAGAACAGCCGACAACGAUAUCACAGUGUCGAUGGCUUCAUUUUAAAGACAUCACAAGUUUGAUAUUUUUGAUAUGCUGCUACAAGAUUUGUGAAGUACCUCAAACACUCAUGUUGUCAAAUUUCUAAUAUUGUAUAAUACUUUUUCUGUUGCCUUAAUUAAUCCAGUUAUAAAAUAACCAGAGGUCAGGUCAAAUAUAUUGGCACCCUUGCAUGAUUCACUAUUUCUUCUACAAUAAGUUGAAAUUAACCCCAAAAAAUUGUUCUUCACGUGUAUUUGUUUGAUUUACAACUGCACAGGACAAAAAAAAAAGGAACUGAUAUUGCGAUUUUUCACUUCAAAGUCAAAUGGCCUGCAUUAACUAAAAUAGCAAUUCAACCAGUAAAAAAUAAAUAAAAUAAUUCUGCUCCAUUGAAAAGGUACAAGGGUGCCAAUAUUUUUUUGCGUAUAUCUAGAUCCUUGUGGUUCGUCUUGAGUCGAAGCAAGUUGUCCCAUUUAGGCUGUUAAGAGCCACCUACUCUCUUUAUGUGACACUCACCGUUUUGAUCGAAUGUAUUCUUAGUCUAUGCCUGUUUUAACAAUGUUAUGUAUCAAAUCAAAUUGGACUACUGUGUUUACAUUUAAAAAAUAUGGUUUUGGUAUGGCCUGCUCUUUCACAUGUAUGCUUCUGUAAGUUAUGCCUCAUUCAUAUUUGAAUGGUGUGAGGUUACAGCUAUAUAAGUAGUACUAUAGCGUUCAAUAUUUGUUUGUUUCUGUGUUCCUACUUUAUCUGAUAUAGCUGUAAUGAUUGAUGUUAGAAUAUUUUUUGGGAUGCCAUAAUGACUGAUUAAUUAAGCGUGCCUUUUUCGAUGAGACCUUUC
Molecule: messenger RNA, 2696 nt
Organism: Coregonus clupeaformis (lake whitefish)
Lineage: Eukaryota; Metazoa; Chordata; Actinopteri; Salmoniformes; Salmonidae
Product: beta-1,4-galactosyltransferase 4
Exons: 7
Coding region: 388-1455 (355 amino acids)
Biological process (GO): carbohydrate metabolic process
Molecular function (GO): glycosyltransferase activity
Source: RefSeq, a predicted model, not a curated record